Molecule: messenger RNA, 2355 nt
Organism: Olea europaea var. sylvestris
Lineage: Eukaryota; Viridiplantae; Streptophyta; Magnoliopsida; Lamiales; Oleaceae
Exons: 7
Coding region: 401-2047 (548 amino acids)
Source: RefSeq, a predicted model, not a curated record
CGGAAUUUCGUUACCCAUGAGCGUGUAGCAGUGCAGUCAUUUCUGCACUUUUCGGGGAAAAAUUAAUAUAAAAAUAUUUAUUAAUUAAAAUAAACAAAAAUCACGCGUUUCAUUUUCUUCUCCGGCGUGCUUCGCCGGAAAAUUCUGUACGUCGAAUCACUGCAGGUUAAUCAUCCGGCAGAGAUAAAGUGGCUCGAUAAAGAUACGCAGCUGCUUCAGGAAGGGAGUUGAUCAAUGAUUUAACAUUUCCUUCAUCGAAGAUUGAGUGAAAAAUGUAACUUCGUCAAUUGUAUCAAGUUCUCGUCCAUCCUUAAACCCCAGGUGGAAAGAAUGAACUAAGUCUUCUCAGAACAAGAGCAUUUGGAUAUCCCGGGACCAUGGCUCUUUGGCUAAUGGAGAGAUGGAUUAUGACACUUCUGCUAGAAUUGAACAAAAACGUGCUCAUCAGUGGUCAAUGGAUUCAUCUGAACAAGAGCUAUUCAGCAACAAGAAGCAAGCAGUAGAACCUGCUAGCAAUAGCCCUACUUUAGGAGCCGAAAACAUGAGCAUGUCUCUGUUCGGCAACAGUCCCAGUACUCAGUCAGAUCAAAUAAGCGACUGCCUGUUCGGAACCAAGCUUGUCAGGAGUUCAAGUUUUGCUGAUAAGAAUGCAUCCGUCUUUGUUCCUGGGGAUCUGAAUAUGGGAAAGAAGGGUUUUGUGGAUCAGUUAGAAAAUAAUUCAUCUAUAUGUUUAUCAAUGUUUCGGGAUGUGGAAGUUCCCUUGUGUCUGAAUACUGGCGUUAGAAAAGUCAAAGUCAACCAGGUUGUCUCAGAGAAUCAACUCUCUGAAUUUGUGGGGGAAUCUUUCAACCCUGGAGACAAGAAUAAAAUUACUAGUCCCACCUUUCACAGGACAGGUAAUGGCGUGUCACUUGCACCAGCUUAUAAUACUGGAGAUAGAAGUACCAUUAUGGAACCUGUCUUCUGUAAGACGAAUGAAAAUUCUAUUUCAGUGGAACAGGCCUCCAACAAGAGAGAUGGCAAUUUUAUGCUAAUGGGUCAUCACUAUGACAAUCUGCUAUCUAUUGGUCAAGCUUUUGACAAAAGGAAUUACAAUUUUAUUUCGAUUGGGGAACAGUGUGAAAAGGAAAACGGCAAUUUAAUGUCAAUUGGUCCUAAUUACUUCAAGGGCAAUGAAAAUUUCAUUGCAAUGGAUGCUUUCUACAAUAAAGCAAAUGAAGAUUUUUUGUCAGCAGGUCCUACUUGUGAUAAAGGGGUGAUAGACAUUACGUCAAUGACUUCACUUCACGGUCAGCAGGAUGCUACUGUUGCAUCACUAGGAAAUAUCUACAAUUAUGGAAAUUCCAGUAUCCUAACAACGGGUCAAACCCAUAAUAAUGGAAAAGGCACUACUAUAUCUUUUGGGGUCUUCCAGGACAAUCCUGAUGAAAGUGAUCCUUCUGGAAGGUCCAUAAGCAACCAUGAUGGUUUACUAAAUCAAUUCUCGGCUCAACCAUCUGAGGAAUUAGGACAAAAGGGUUCUUUGAAUUUCCCGAGUACUACCAUUGUUUCAGCAUCUACUUCAAGGACAGGUAGCAGCCCCAAGAAUAAGGAGCAAAAGACAACUAAAAAGGUCCCUUCAAACAACUUCCCUUCAAAUGUUAAAAGUUUAUUAUCAACUGGUAUACUUGAUGGAGUUCCUGUGAAGUAUGUUUCAUGGUCAAGGGAGAAAAAUCUUCAAGGAGUGGUAAAUGGGACUGGUUACUUGUGUGCCUGCAAGGAGUGCAAAUUUUCCAAUGAGGUUAAUGCUUACGAGUUUGAGCGUCAUGCUGGUUGCAAGACCAAACACCCAAAUAAUCACAUUUACUUCGAGAAUGGGAAGACUAUUUAUGCAGUGGUCCAAGAACUGAAGAGUACCCCUCAAGACAAGCUCUUUGAGACAAUAGAAAAAGUUACUGGAUCUUCUGUAAACCAGAAAAAUUUCCGUACUUGGAAAGCUUCAUAUCAAGCUGCAACCCGUGAACUUCAGCGUAUUUAUGGGAAGGAUGAAGUGGCUGUGCCAUCCUGAUAUGUUGUCUGGUGCCGAAAUUUUGGAGGUUGGUUGACAGCUGAUGUGCAUGUAGAUUGUGUACAUGACCAUGGGAAUUAUACAACUUAUAUGGAGCAUUAGACUUGUUAGGAAUUGAAUGCUGAUCUACAAAUUGAUCUUUCGAACAUUUUACUGCUAUUCUGUUUUCUUCUGGGUAAGAUAUUUUCUGUGAAAAGUAAAUGUAUUAGAAGCUUCCCCCACCCAAAAAGAUUUGGUUCCUUGUUAUUUUGGCGUCUGGUUAUAUUGAUUGUGGUAGUCUGAUCAAUAUAAAAAAGGGAAGAGCUUAG